AUGGUCCUGAGCACCGAGUGGUCCCAGGUGGAGGUCAUCGAUUUGAUCAACGACGGCAACGGACUGGGCUUUAUGCUCGUGGGCGGACGCAGCACUGGUGUGGUGAUUAAGGCGCUGAUUCCUGGCGGCGUGGCCGAGCGCGACGGACGCCUCCAGUGCGGUGAUCACGUGCUGCAGAUUGGCGAGGUCAAUCUCCGUGGCUUCAGCUCCGAGCAAGUGGCCACGGUGCUGCGGCAGACUGGCGCCCAGGUGCGCCUCAUCGUGGCACGACCAGUGGAGCCCUCGUCACCCGACUAUCAGUCACUGGCCACGCACGCUCCCAUCAUUCCCACGAAACUGCUCUCCGAUCCGGAGGAGCUUGAGCGCCAGCUCCUCCAGACAGCCGGAUACACGCAGGCGACCCUCCUGGUUGCCUCGCCCACCCUCGUGGAGGGCCUCGAGGCCACCGUGGAGGUGAUCGCCGUGACCCAGGACACAGUCAGCUGCACUGUGUCCCCGUCGACUGCCACAAUGCCUCCGCUGCAUCUUCCCUCCCCGCCAUUGCUGCCCGAUUCCUCACCGCCGGCCCUCAUCAGCGACUACCUGGACCUGCCCGAGACGGAGACGUAUCAGGUGGAGCUGCGCAAGAACGUGUACGGUCUCGGGAUAACAGUGGCGGGCUACGUGUGCGAAGAGGAGGAUCUCUCGGGGAUCUUCGUGAAGAGUAUCAUUGAGGGAAGUGCCGCUGAGAUGAGUGGUAAGAUCCAAAUUAAUGAUCGCAUCGUGGCUGUCGAUGGCAAGUCACUGAGCGGUGUCACCAAUCAUCAGGCCGUGGAGAUACUGAGGAAUACCGAUAUCGCUGUCAAUUUAACACUCGAGCGCUUCCUCCGUGGCCGCAAGUACGAGCACCUCCAGCUGGCGCUCACGGAACCCCAACUCCCGCCCCCAGUGCCCACCAAUCCACCCCCAUCGAAUCCCACCUCACCAUCAAUCACCGUGCUGCCGUGGAUGCCACCGACAGACGACGCCGGCGGCGAUGUCGACAGUAUCAUCAGCAUCGACAGGGACCCGAACGUCAUCGAGCCAGAACUGGAGUCCAACACCACCAUUGACUCCAACGUGUUCGCCGUGGAGAACGGCGCUGCCUCCGAAGGAGAGUCCGACACAACGCCCACACCCACGCCCACUUGCGACUCCGCCACGGCUCAGUGGAACCGCGAGCUUCCCGACCUGAAGAUCGUCGUGGCACAUAUCAACAAGCUCUCCGGCCUGGGCAUCAGCCUCGAGGGCACAGUGGAGGUGGAGGGCGGCAUUGAGAUGCGUCCGCACCACUACAUCCGCUCGAUCCUGGAGGAGGGUCCGGUGGGUCGCGAGGGCACGCUGAAGCCCGGCGAUGAGCUGCUGCAAGUCAACGAGCACCGACUGCAGGGGCUGAAGCACACCGAUGUGGUGAAGGUGCUGAAGGAGCUGCCGACGAAUGUGAAGCUUGUGUGCGCUCGCAGUCACAAGCCACCGUCUGUGAUCAACACCUCCCAGAGUCCAGAGGCCUUUGAGGCGCGCAGCAUCCUGGCCGGUGGGCUGCAGAGCCUCCAGAAUCUCCUCACCAAGGCGCAAUCGGAGAGUUCUCUCUACACCUCCAGCACGGCGACGUUGACGGACCAGCAGCGCUCCAAGAGCGUCGAGCAGGUGUCCGGACUGGCGCUGUGGACCACAGAAGUGAUGUACAUUGACAUUGAGAAGACGGAGCGUGGCUUCGGGUUCUCCAUUCUCGACUAUCAGGAUCCACUGGAUCCCGAGGGAACUGUGAUUGUGGUGCGCGGAUUGAUACCUGGCGGCUCGGCCGAGACGACGAAUCUCAUCUUCCCGGGCGACCGACUUGUCUCCGUCGCGGACCACCAGCUCCACGGCCGGACACUGGAUCAGGCGGUGAGUAUCCUCAAGGGAAUGCCCGCGGGCGUCGUCCGCAUCGGGCUGUGUCGUCCACUCUCCACCUCAGACAACAAUGUGUCCUCCGCGGCGGAGACACCGACCACAUAGCUAGACAUCAUAGAGAUAUUUUUCGAAUUAGACAUUUGAGAAUUGAUAAGAGAGUUGCGCUCUUGGAUCUAAAUCUUAAUCUCAAUGCAAUUAGCCACAAAAUGCGAUAACUAGAGAGGAUGGAAAGAAAGAAAAUAUUUUACGCCCAAAACACACUAAUUACAAAUUUAAUAUUUAACCAUAAGUUCAUUCACAUCCUUUUGCGCUUAACAAUGAGAUUGUUGGCGUUACGAUAGAGAAUCCUCAAGGAUGGAGUGUUGCAAAAUUUAGCACAUUUUCUCUAUCUCUCCUCGCAAUGUUGCGCGAGAUAUAAAGAAUUUAGGGACUUGAAGGAAAAGAACAGCAACACACACAAUACCACAACACUGCUUCUUAAAGACACACUCUUCACGCGCGCACCACCUUUGACUUUAAAAAAAAAACAGACACUCUCGUCUCCCUCUGUUGAACCCCGCCGGGGGAUGGGGAGAGAGACAAACAAGGAGGGGCAUAACUAGGCAAUUCACAGAGACACGCCAUUCGGGGAGAUUUUCGCGAAAUUAUCUAACAUGAAUGGCCCUCGUAAGAACGUGCGAAAUGGCACAGAUUUCAGCAACAUCAACAGUUCAUAUUUGCAUAAAUGGCAAUGUUUGAGGUUCUGCCGAAGCACAGUCAAGAAUAUUUUCCCUUCGGCUUUAAGUAAAUUGAAGAGAUAUCGCCAUAAUCUCACAUUACAUUAUAAACGUGGAGGAGAAAAAAAAAAGAUGUACGAAGCAUUUUCUUCUGACGCUUUAAAAGGGGGCGAACAAACUUAUUUGCCAUAUAAACUAUCCAAGAGAAAUGUGGGCAAAUUGUGCCACGUCGAAAACUAUCGCAUA
Molecule: messenger RNA, 2873 nt
Organism: Phlebotomus argentipes
Lineage: Eukaryota; Metazoa; Arthropoda; Insecta; Diptera; Psychodidae
Product: patj homolog
Exons: 1
Coding region: 1-2016 (671 amino acids)
Molecular function (GO): protein binding
Source: RefSeq, a predicted model, not a curated record